CUUAAUGAAACCACACACUUGCAGCUACGAAUAAAACCACACACUAGUACUUCAACGAAGUCACAGACGAAACCUACACUUGCACUUCAACGAAGUUACGGACGAAACCCACACUUGUACUUCAACAAACUCACAGACGAAAACACACACUUGCACUUCAACAAACUUGCAGACAAAACUACACACACGGAUGAAACCACACACACAGACGAAACCACACGAACACGGACGAAACCACACACUUGCACUUCAAUGAACUCACAGAGGCUUUAG
Molecule: messenger RNA, 273 nt
Organism: Racocetra persica
Lineage: Eukaryota; Fungi; Glomeromycota; Glomeromycetes; Diversisporales; Gigasporaceae
Source: the annotation of a GenBank genome assembly